Auanema sp. JU1783 is the source of this 411-nucleotide messenger RNA. The record is from the annotation of a GenBank genome assembly. NCBI's taxonomy places the organism in Eukaryota, Metazoa, Nematoda, Chromadorea, Rhabditida, Rhabditidae.
AUGGUGCCCGAUGUUACCUUGAAAUCCCAUCUUCCCUCCAUUUAUAACAUCCUGUUAAUUGGAGAAACAGGCUCAGGGAAAUCUACGCUUAUCAACUAUCUGACAAACUAUUUCAAUAAUGGAUCACCUGAAGAACCCAGAAUCGCUAUUCCUACCAAGUACCAUAAGGCGACAGAGAAGUAUCAAUCCUCCGAGAAAGAUCUUUACGAUGCAACCAAGAGCAAGACCAGUGAGUGUGCUACUUAUGGUUUCAAGAAAGCUAAUCGUCAUUACAACUUCAUCGACACACCGGGGUUGAGCGACACAGAAGGAACAGAGAGAGAUGCCUGGUAUUUCAUAAAUAGCAGGGUAGUGCCUUUCAAAAAGUAUUUUCUCAUAACUCAUUCCUCUCAGUUAUUUAUAAGUUUGUAA